Molecule: messenger RNA, 732 nt
Organism: Triticum turgidum subsp. durum (durum wheat)
Lineage: Eukaryota; Viridiplantae; Streptophyta; Magnoliopsida; Poales; Poaceae
Source: the annotation of a GenBank genome assembly
AUGAAAACAAUGUCGACUCCACUCAGUGCCGAGAUCAGCAUCCCAUUGUCGAAGCAGGUACGCUACUUUGCGGCGACCAAGGCUGAGAUGGAAGCCGCAGUUGGCAGAGGCAACGUGUCCAGGCUCCUCGCUCACUCCUUCUUCCUCCUCGGCGUUGGCAGCAACGACCUGUUCCAGUCCACGGCGACCACCCAGGGCGAUGUCAUUGCGCUCUACACUGCUCUCAUCUCCAACUACACGGCAGCGAUCACUGAUUUGUAUGGGAUGGGGGCGAGGAAGUUCGGGUUCAUCAGUGUCAGCCCGCUGGGCUGCGUGCCAGCGGUGCGCGUGCUCAAUGCGACGGGGGCAUGUAACGAUGCCAUGAACCAGAUCGCCAUGGGAUUCACCGCCACGCUUAAGUCUGCACUCGCCGGCCUCGCCCCGAAGCUCCCAGGCCUCGUCUACUCCCUCGGCGACUCCUUCGCUGCCUUGGAGACAACCUUCUCCAACCCGCAAGCAGCUGGGUACGAGAACGCGGACAGCGCGUGCUGCGGGAGCGGGAGGCUGGGCGCGGAGGGCGGCUACUGCACGCGGAACUCCAAGCUGUGCACCGACCACGACGCCUAUGUGUACUGGGACUGGAUCCACUCCACGCAGCGGGCUGCCGAGCUGGGUGCCCAGGCGCUCUUCAAUGAGGGCCCGGCCCAGGUCACCGCACCCAUCAGCUUCGGGCAAUUGGCCCACGAGAGAUAA